Tachysurus vachellii is the source of this 4569-nucleotide messenger RNA. RefSeq names its product MAP/microtubule affinity-regulating kinase 2a (gene mark2a). Gene Ontology annotation, molecular function: protein serine/threonine kinase activity; tau-protein kinase activity; ATP binding. Lineage: Eukaryota; Metazoa; Chordata; Actinopteri; Siluriformes; Bagridae. The transcript has 19 exons. The record is from RefSeq and is a predicted model, not a curated record. Gene Ontology annotation, cellular component: cytoplasm. Gene Ontology annotation, biological process: microtubule cytoskeleton organization; intracellular signal transduction; protein phosphorylation. Bases 1134 to 3524 code for a protein of 796 amino acids.
UUGGAGCGUGUUCACGUUGCUGUGUUGAAGGGAAACAGCGGAGCGGGGUCCGGGCGCUGCAGUGGCCGCCCAGCACUCUGCCUUCAGCGAUCAUUCGAUUUAUAACCAUUUUCUUUUCGAUGUAAUCGUCGAUCAAGCAGCUGUUAAACCCGGUGCGGUUACCAAAACGCCAACAGGGAGGACAGAGAUUGUUUUUGGUUAGCAACUGGUGCGUGUAGUAUGAAUAUCAGGCAACGCAGUCGGAGCUGCAGCGCCGAUCAAACCGUCGCUGUGACGCCUUUACUCGGUGAUUAUUAGCCGAACUGAUCCUAAAUACGUCGCCGUCAGGAAUCCGUCCUCGAUGGAAAGCGAAGAUUAUCUUCUUGAAUGAUAACAUCGUCUACGGAUUACGGAUUAUUUUUCCUCCGAACAUCUGAUGUGAGCGUCGUCUCUAGUCGGUUACAAACCAGGCGACAUUGUCAGCUAGCCUGUUAGCUUCCUUACCUACUGACUGACUUACUGACUUCCCACAAACUUUUUUUUAUAGUCUUCACAAACUCAGAUUGUACACGAUCAACAAAAUAAUCGACAACAUUUCCAUAUUCCUGUAUUUCAUCGGAACAGGAACCGAGUGGAUUUUCUGGCCUAGAAUCCAGAAGAGUUUCGAAAUAUUUUCAUCAAUUUAGUUUUUUUUUUUUUUUUUUUAUUAUUUGAGCGUUUAACUAUAAAGUUAAAUUCGUUAUAUUUACAAAAACCGAUCGUGUUUUUAUUUUUACACGCUCCUGGAUAAACAAUAACAUUUAGCAGUCUUGGCUAACGUUUAAUUAGCCUGCUGUAGUUCCGGUUACUAGUUAAGUAACUAAGUAGCAAACGGAACCUUUUAAUAGAAGAAAAUAAGAAUCUGAGUCAAGUCCUUCGAUUGAAAAGAAGUUAGAGAACUUUAUAAACAGGGCAAACUAACUAACUAUGACUUGACUGGUCCUGAUCUUCAGCCUUGCUGUGUGUGUGUGUGUGUGUGUGUGUGUGUGUGUGUGUGUGUGUGAAAGCUGAAUGAAAGUUAGCUGAUCUGGCAAACUGAACAGAAAACAACACCGAUGUCACUUUUCGUUGAGCUUUUUACAGCCGUGAAUUCGUAAAAGAUUCGAAGAUUGACAAUGACAACACGGACUCCGAUGCUAACAGUCAUCGAGCACUCAUCUAGCCAGGCUCACUCCGACUCUAAGGCCGGCGGUCGCCCCAACAUGCCACACGGCCGCAACUCGCUGGCCACCGCAGCCGACGAGCAGCCACACGUCGGCAAAUACCGGCUGCUGAAGACCAUCGGAAAGGGAAAUUUCGCAAAGGUCAAACUGGCUCGGCAUGUUCUCACGGGCAAAGAGGUGGCUGUCAAAAUCAUAGACAAGACCCAGCUCAACUCCUCCAGUCUCCAGAAGCUCUUUCGGGAAGUGAGGAUCAUGAAACUGCUGAAUCACCCAAAUAUUGUGAAAUUGUUUGAGGUGAUCGAAACCGAGAAGACACUUUACCUGGUUAUGGAGUACGCCAGCGGAGGAGAGGUGUUUGAUUACCUAGUCGCCCAUGGCAGAAUGAAAGAGAAAGAAGCCAGAGCCAAAUUCAGACAGAUCGUGUCAGCAGUGCAGUACUGUCACCAGAAGUGCAUCGUUCACAGAGACCUUAAAGCUGAAAACCUGCUUUUGGACGCAGAUAUGAACAUAAAGAUCGCUGAUUUUGGCUUCAGUAACGAAUUCACUCUGGGCAACAAGCUGGACACGUUUUGCGGCAGCCCCCCGUACGCGGCUCCAGAGCUCUUCCAGGGAAAAAAGUACGAUGGGCCAGAAGUGGACGUGUGGAGUUUGGGAGUCAUCCUGUACACGCUGGUCAGCGGCUCGCUGCCUUUUGAUGGACAGAACUUGAAGGAGCUGCGCGAACGUGUUUUAAGAGGGAAAUACCGUAUUCCGUUCUACAUGUCCACCGACUGUGAGAACUUGCUGAAGAAAUUUCUUAUUCUCAACCCCACCAAGCGAGGAAGCCUUGAGCAGAUCAUGAAGGACCGGUGGAUGAAUGUGGGUCAUGAGGAGGAGGAGCUGAUGCCUUACGUUGAGCCGCAGCCCGACUACAAGGAUCCCAAGAGGACAGGUCAGCACCCCGGCAGUGCAGGGGGUUGGAAGAGAGAUAUCAUGCUUCAAAUGGGAUACGCUCAAGAUGAAAUACAGGACUCCCUUGUCAACCAGAAGUAUGAUGAAAUCAUGGCAACUUACCUGUUACUGGACUAUAGGAAUUCAGAGCUGGAUGAACUCUCAAUAAAGCCCCGCCCAAGCAUCGACCUCACAAACAAUGCCCAAUCACCUUCUCACAAGGUACAACGCAGUACCUCCAACCAGAAGCCGCGCCGAUCCACAGACCAAAGUUUGUCUGUGUCGGUUAAGCGCACUCAGGGCGACAGUAAGCACAUCGCUGAAGACUACGGCAGGAAAAGCUCAGGCAGCUCAGCUAAAGUUCCUCCAAGCCCGCUUACUACAACCGACCGAAAGAAAACCCCGACCCCGUCCACUAACAGCAUCCUUUCAACCGGUACAAGUCGUGGGAGAGGCUCUCCAGGUCCUGAGAGAUCCACUCUGGGUGUACAGAAUGGCAAGGACAGCUUGAGCACACCAGGGUCCCGCGCCUCUACCGCCUCGGCAGCUGCUGUUCUAACUUCCUCUUCUUCCUCCCGCCCCCGCCACCACAAGUCCUUGUCCACCUCGGCCCACCCCAACUCCCCAGACCUCCAUGCACAUCGGCCCAGCACCGUUACACAACGAGUUCCAGUGGUGUCUCCGUCAACUAACAACAUAAGCAACUCCACGGUAGCAGAUCGCACCAAUUUCCCCAGAGGGGUGACUAGCAGAAGCACUUUCCAUGCAGGCCAACAGAGAGCCUCACGUGACCAGCACACCUCCACCUACAACGGGCCACCAGCCUCCCCUUCGCUUUCUCACGGGAACAGCCAGGUUCGUCGCACCGGUACUGGAAUCUUCAGCAAAUUCACCUCUAAAUUUGUGCGCAGAAAUCUCUCGUUCCGAUUCCCCAGAAGGAGUCCGUUUGAGGGAGAGGGUCGAGAUGAGGCCAGCAGACCCAUGUUGAGUACUGCAGAAAAGCUGGAGAAAGGCACCCAUGGAUCAACGGGGGAUGAGAACAGGGACUCUGUGUCAUCCUCGUCUCCUGUGUCCAGCACGCCCUCAUCCACCCAGUCCUCCAAGGACAUCAAGCCGCGUUCGCUGCGCUUCACCUGGAGCAUGAAGACCACUUCGUCCAUGGAGCCCAACGAAAUGAUGAAGGAGAUCCGGAAAGUUCUGGACUCCAACAGCUGCAAUUAUGAGCUGCGUGAGCGCUUCAUGCUGCUCUGCAAGUCAGGGAAUCCUUCAUGUGAUGAAUACGUUCAGUGGGAAAUGGAGGUGUGCAAGCUGCCCCGCCUCUCCCUCAACGGCGUUCGCUUCAAACGCAUCUCGGGCACCUCCAUCGCCUUCAAGAACAUCGCCUCCAAGAUUGCCAACGAGUUGAAGCUGUGAGGGUUGAAAGAUGAUUUGGGGAUGAAGCUAAUACCAAAUUGGGGCAGAUGUGAGAGCUGUAGCCCAGAUGUGCAUUAAGGAGAAGAUGGACAAAGUGGUGCCAUCAGAAUCGGGGACAGUGACGAGUUUAAAGACUGUAAAUGAAGCAGGAUGGUUAGCACAGAUUGGUGGGGGAGGUUGAUGUGUCUGGAUGUUUUGAGGGCCGCCUUGAUAUUUUUUUUUUACUUUUUCUUUUUUUUUUUUUCUUUUUUUUUGUGGGAGCUGUUUCCUUGGUUUGGGUUUUCUGUCGCCACAUCACCCUCAGCCCCCUCAAUCGCCCCCACCUGUAUUUUGUUGUCAUCUUUUGUUUGUGUUUCCAGUUUUGUGGUUUUUCCUUGCUCCUCAGUCGUUUUCUGUUUAAACAGUAUAGUGAUGGAGGAAGGACGUUUAUGUAAUUAUUGAACUGAAAAGUGUUUGCUGGUGAUUGUUAUACUGCAAACUUGAACCAGCAGCUAUCUCAACAUGCUGUAAUCCCCCCUCCCCAAUCACCCAUGUUACUUGAUAUUCUUACUUCCAGUUCCAGAUUACUGUUUAAGAGCAGAGAGGUAGGUUGGUGGUUUUGACACUGAAUGUACAGCAGCACGCUUAGUGAUGGGUAACUGAGAUAAAGUACUACGCACAUUUAGUAGAGCCAUAGUGGAAUUUGAAUGUUCACUCAUCUUGCUGUGGUUCACAUUCUCAGCCUCCACACUCACGUGUACAUCACAGUAACGUGUCUUAUCUGAUCUGAUCGGAAAUGGAAGUGCAGACUUGAACCCUCAGUGCUCUGUAGGUGAAUCACCUCUGUGCACUGUAAGCCCAGACAAUUAGACUUUUUUCUCUUCCUGCUGCACAGGUUAUAUGUCAAAAACUAAUUAAGGGCCAAUUAAGUAAUUAUUGGUGGAUUGUAGUGUAAUUAAGAGUUGCUGGUUGGUUUCAAUGUGCUGCACUGGAAUGAGUCUGUGUUUUGUUGCCUUUUUUUUCUGGAGAAGAUUAUAUUAUGAAAAUAAAAAAAAAAGUUGGAUGA